Molecule: messenger RNA, 2061 nt
Organism: Vicia faba (fava bean)
Lineage: Eukaryota; Viridiplantae; Streptophyta; Magnoliopsida; Fabales; Fabaceae
Source: the annotation of a GenBank genome assembly
AUGUCAUUGAGGAAAUUCAUCAAACACCUUCACCCCCUCCGCAACAAACCUUCCCCAUUUCACUCUCUCUUCACCCGUUCCCUUCAAACCACAAACCAAACCCCUCAACAAGACCAACACCAAGACCCCCAAUCUCUCCUCAAACAAGACCCAAUCGAAAUCUGCACUUCUCUAUGGCUCAAAACCUUCUCUUCCCCAAAAACCACUUCCUUCCCAAACCUCACCGGUUACCUCUCCAAUUUCGAUCUCUGGGUCUUCGCUUAUCAACGCUCGUGCGCUCACGUCACCGGAACUUUCCCUCCUCGAAACGCCAUUCAUACCAACCUCCUCCGUGAAAUCCUCUCCCUUCGUAACGCCGUUAUCCGCGGUCGUUUUUCAUGGAACGACAAAACCAACCAAUUGCUCAAAACCCCAUACGACAAAACGUUUUCAAAGCCACUAUCAAAACGAAAGCUUCAAGCUUUUCUUGAAUCGAACGAGCCUUGUUUUCAAGACAGGGUUGUUCAGGAGGUUCUUUUGACUAUUCUGGAACCGGUUUUUGAACCAAAGUUUUCUCCUAAAUCACACGCUUUUCGACCGGGGAGAAAUGCGCAUACUGUUAUUCGAACCAUUCGGAGUAAUUUCGCAGGUUAUUUGUGGUUUUUGAAGGGUGAUUUGAGUGAGAUUUUUGAUAGAGUUGAUACUGAUGUUGUGAUGGGUUGUGUUGAAAAGGGUACUAGAGAUAAGAAAGUUUUGAGUUUGAUAAAAUCUGCGCUAAUGGGGCGAGUGACCCGGAUAGUAGUAGAAGGUGAGGUGUUGAGGAAAGAUAAGAAGAGGAAAGCUACUAAGAAGAGGAUUCUUAAAGAGAAUGAGCCGAAACCGGAUCCUUAUUGGUUAAGAACAUUCUUCAGUUUUGCUCCUGAGGAGGCUGCUAAGGUACCUUGUUAUGGUCAUUGUGGGAUUUUAAGUCCAUUGCUUGCUAAUGUUUGUCUUAAUGAAUUGGAUCAUAUUGUAGAAGAAAUGAUUGUUGAGUUUUUUAGGCCUUGUAAGUUUGAUUCGAUAUGGAAACAUUCGAUUGAUGAUGGAUGUCAUAACCCGGCUUGGCCCGAGUUUGUUCCGUCGAGUGGUAAUGAGAAAACUAGGAAGAUGGAUUAUAUAAGAUAUGGUGCUCAUUUUUUGAUUGGGAUUAGGGGUCCUAGAGAGGAUGCUGUUGAAAUUAGGAAGAGAAUUGUUGAGUUUUGUGAGAGUACUUUUGGGUUAAGGUUAGAUAAUUCGAAAUUGGAGAUUGAACAUAUUGCAAGAGGUAUUCAAUUCUUGGAUCAUAUAAUAUGCAGAAGAGUGAUACAUCCAACUUUGAGGUAUACAGGUUCUGGAGGUAACAUAGUGAGUGAGAAGGGUGUCGGAACUUUGCUUUCGGUUACCGCUAGCUUACAACAAUGCAUUCGUCAGUUUAGGCAGCUAGAGCUUGUUAAGGGUGACAAGGACCCUGAGCCGCUUCCGUGUAACCCUAUGUUGUAUUCAGGUCAAGCUCAUACAAACUCACAGAUGAAUAAGUUUCUUGAGACCAUGGCUGAUUGGUAUAAGUACGCCGACAAUCGGAAAAAAGUCGUUGGCUUUUGUGCCUAUGUGGUUCGCAGCUCUUUGGCUAAAUUGUAUGCUGCUAGGUAUAGGCUGAAGUCUCGUGCCAAAGUAUACGGAAUAGCUUCGCGAAACCUUAGUCGGCCACUGAGGGAGAGUACCAACAAUUCUGCUCCUGAGUAUUCAGAUCUUUUGAGGAUGGGACUGGUUGAUGCAAUUGAAGGGGUUCAGUUUUCGCAUAUGUCCUUGAUUCCAUCUUGUGAUUAUACUCCGUUCCCUAGAAACUGGAUACCCGAUCACGAGAGGGUGUUGCAUGAGUAUAUAAAACUUGAUAAUCCUAAAUUUUUCUGUGACCUGCUCAGAUAUAUUAAGCAAAAAGGCUUAAAUAUUCCCCAAGAUGAAAUUUCUCAAAUGGUAUGGGACUAUAAAACUCUCGGAGUUGGGUAUUUUCGAUCUGACAAGGAUAAAGAAGUAAAAGCUGAUUUAAAGGAGAUAACUGAGUAA